AUGGCUCGUACGCGCUCUCAGAAGGAGAAGGCUCAGGGCAAGCCCAGCCGCGAGAGGAGACUGGAGAACGCCACCCAUGCGGAGGAGGUCGCCGCCCAUGAGGAAGAGCUGCAGGACCCCGUCCAGGCAGCGGCGGUGAGGAUGACGAAGGAGCAGUAUGCGAAGUCGAUAGAAGAUGGACUGGCGGCAGCAAAGGCGCAGUGGUUAGAGAACACAAAGGGAACCGGAGGCACCUCUGAAAUGUUCGACGGAGAGCUGGGCGCAGGGCGCCGCUACCACUGCCCCUUCCGGCCGUGUGACAAGGAUUUCGCUCGGAGGGCAGAUUACCAGCGCCAUCGGAAUUCUCACCACCUCAAGCUCAAUAUCAAGCGUCGAUCGGGGUUCAAAAACCACUUGGCGGAGCAUGACUUCGCGCCCGAAGACCUCACGGAUGACAGACUACUAGCAUAUCUUGUCAACAAACCCCCCACAAGCGCACCUCCCGGGGAAGCGGUGCCCGAACCCCCAACUAGACGUCGCCCCCGUACCAAACGCCACCGACGUGUCAAGGGCGGCGGUCGUGUCAACGGCCGUGACCACAUCGAGAGAGGCGGAGAUUUCGCGCCCGCCAUCGCUGGCCCGUCGAUGUAUGCAGGCUCAGACGCACCGUUAUCUUACGGUGGGGACUUCGUCUCUGCUGCGCCACCGUACAGUUCGACGCCGCGGUUUGGUGAGACACCGCUGCUUCCCGUCCCUCAUAGCGAAAGCUACGCCAGCACUCCCGGUCUAUCUCCCUCCGGCCUGAGCCCUUCUCCGGGUGUCUCGGAAGCGACGUAUGACGACCUUGCCGCGUCCUGGGCUGGUACCUCCCAGCCGAAUCACAGCGAAGAACUUACUCCCAGUUUCUACUUGCUCCCUGAAAACCCGAGUGGGCACUCUUCCAGCACGGGCUCGCCGGGGUACACGCCCUAUCACGGCGCGCCUCUGAACGGAUACCUGUGCCCCAUCCCUGUGUCGCACGGCAACGCGUUCCAGCAAUCAGAUCCACCAGAGUAUGGACAAGCCAUGCACGCUCCAUAUCCUUAUAGUAUCCAGGAAGGAUAUGAUAUGCGCUCUUUUGCGCCCGCUUGGACCUCGUCCCAGGAGGGCUACGGGGUGUGCUCGCCCGAGAGCCAGCCUACGUACCCGCUCCAGUCGUGGUCGGAUCCGUACGUGCACACGCAGCCGCAAAUGGUGCAACCGACAGCCUCGAAUCCGCCCGCCUUGGACAUAUCUUUCGCUUUGGACCCAGCGCUCGCCUCAGACCCAUUGUUCGCCUCAGACCCAUUGUUCGCCUCAGACCCAUUGCUCGCCUCGGAUCCAUCGCUCGCCUCGGACCCAUCGAACCCUUGCGACGUGGAGGCGCUCGAGUACGCGAAAGCAUGGUGCCCCUCUCAGUUGUCGUCUGCGCUGUUCGACGAUUACUUGAAGUUGAACUUCCCGCAGUCCCUGUAGCUGCCUCUUGAUCCAGUUUGGUUUGGUUUUCCCCAUGGACAGUUUUGGACCGCUCGUUUCGCGCUUGUUGUUUAGCCUGUCCUUCGUGUAGCAUGCUCAGUGAUACGUUUGUAUAGUUCGCAUACCC
Trametes versicolor FP-101664 SS1 is the source of this 1600-nucleotide messenger RNA. RefSeq lists its product as uncharacterized. The record is from RefSeq and is a predicted model, not a curated record. The transcript has 6 exons. The coding region runs from base 1 to 1473 and encodes 490 amino acids. Lineage: Eukaryota; Fungi; Basidiomycota; Agaricomycetes; Polyporales; Polyporaceae.